AUGGACCUUAUACGCGCACCAAUCAACUAUUUUAGAUGUCGUCCCUCCAAAAAGACUAAAGCCUCAGCAGUGUCAACCUUUCGCUCUACCUCUCAACCAGCUACAUCUGGUGUCAUCCCUGGCUGGUCUUCCAUUGUGGAAGCUAGUGUGCCAAAUCACAACAAGAAACCUGCUUUUCCCUACGGAAAAAUAGCUUCACUAGUUCAGCAUUCGCAGCCAGCUCCAAACAGCUUGUCCACAGAUUCAUGCACAUCAGGCAGGAACACCUCAGUAAAUCCCUUCUCAGGACUCGAUGAUCAUCCUGAUCUCCCCAAUGUUCCUCCAGACGUCGAAAUCAUCAAGGUGCAGAAGCCAAUUAUUUCUGUAGGUCGCAUCAAUUUGUUUCAAACUGUCGCCUUAUCUCAGAUGGAGCAGAAAUUGUCAUCUCAAAGAGCUCCAACAUGUGGUGUUUCGCCUCGAGACAGUGUAGGGGAGGCACAGAGGCAAACGAGUACUGAUUACAUACCAGAAUGGCCUGCCACCUCGUCAAGUGUGUCGAAGGAGCAAGGAGAUCGAGUAUGGCCUGAUCCGUCUCCAAGCGUGCCACUGUCACUUUUUCGCUUCGCCGUACCGCUCGAUUCUUCUGACGAUGAUGCCCCAUCGUCCACUCAGCUCAAGAACAGUGACUCUAAGUUCAGGUCCGAUGUUGACAUGGACGCCCCAAUGUCUGCCCAGCCUAGCAAGAGAUCCAAAGUCGACCCAGAGCCCAGCUCCAAUCACGAUAUGGAUCAUACUAAUAACACCGUUGACAGCGUUGACAAUAAUGCCAUUGAGAUCGACAAUCGCCUCAGCGACAUUGAGGGUCCCAACAAUGACAACCCCAGCGACGUUGACGAUAAUGCUAGUGAUCGGAGUGAUACUCUUGUGAAGGAGAAUAGGGAUGUCAGUAUGGAUAACAGGGAAGACUGCGACUUGAGGUGCAAGGACAGGAACAACCGCAAAACUAUGGAGCAUAAAAUACAACUUAAACCCAAUUCUUCCAGGCAACGUAGUGUCCAGUCCCUCAAGCGCUAUGCCUUCAAGACACAUAUUCAAAUUUCACAAGAUAAGCUCUCCGCAAAUAGCGCCCAGUCGAAGGGUAUGAUGGCCCUCGCCAUUGCCAAGACAUCAUCCACGGCUAACGCCAAGUCAAAGCAGAAGUCUUUGAUGCGACGUGGACUAGCGACCUGCGAAGCUGAUGACAAUGCCACAGACCGUGAUAAUGACACAGACUUUGAUGGAAGUGGCAGCACCGCUCAUGUCCAAGGAAAGAUGCACCACCGUAAACGCCAACCGAGCCAAAAAUUUCGGAACGAGGAUCUUCCACCUGGAACAAUUCGUCAUUUUAGGACGAAGAAGAAUGAUCCGGUGUUCUUCCUAAUCAAGCAAUGCACGUACAACUGGCGCAGCAUGCAGGUCACAGGCUUUGAUACACCUGUUGAAAUUGAAGCAUACGUUGAAUGGGCCGUCCCCCAAACUCAGGCCUUUCAUGAUGAUGAAGGCAGAGGAAACGCUCCACCUCCGAUCUUCCCAUUCAUGUGGGCCAAUGUUGACGAGAGCGACUCUGAGAAUCCAAUAGGGAAGGGGCCGUUUCAGCACAAGACAAUCCUCGAUACAUUUGCCUUCUAUCUCGAAAGUAUAGCUGCGAUACCUGACAGCCUCCGGAAGACCUCGUCCCCCAAAGCUGCACUUGCCCUUGCAACUGUCGUGGUCGAGAGAGCAUGGAAGCAAUGGGCUACAGGUGAAUUAGUCCAGGGCUCAUUCGAUGAUAAAUUUUCGUCGGCGAUGUGGAAUCUUCCAACACAAGAGGUCCUUGAAUCCAUCGACAAACUCAAACCUCGCACAUGGACAAAAAUACUCGAAGGAGCUGCGCACUUCAUUGGGGCCCAUAAGCCCAAGUCCAUAUGA
Molecule: messenger RNA, 1926 nt
Organism: Suillus discolor
Lineage: Eukaryota; Fungi; Basidiomycota; Agaricomycetes; Boletales; Suillaceae
Exons: 10
Coding region: 1-1926 (641 amino acids)
Source: RefSeq, a predicted model, not a curated record